Messenger RNA from Iphiclides podalirius (scarce swallowtail), 1410 nucleotides. The record is from the annotation of a GenBank genome assembly. NCBI's taxonomy places the organism in Eukaryota, Metazoa, Arthropoda, Insecta, Lepidoptera, Papilionidae.
AUGCAAUUUUGCCGUACAGGUGUGGAGGCGAGUAAGGCGGAGCGCAACGAAGCCCCUGUACCGUUUGAAAAAGAUUCGGCAUCAGAAAAUACCGUUAUGCAUUGCUUAGUUGGCGGUGCUCAUGCAUUCAUUCUCAGGAUUUCCAGCUUCUUCGGAUUAGCACCGUUAAGAUUCGAACCUCGCUGCAAUGGAUUCACAGUCUCUAUAUCAAACGCUAUGUGCAUCUACGGUUACGUACUCGUAACAAUUCUGGUUUUCUCAACGAUAUUCGGCCUGGUAGCCGAGAUCAACGUCGGCAUAGAGCUCUCCGUGCGCAUGUCGUCCAGGAUGUCGCAGGUGGUGUCGACCUGCGACGUGCUGGUGGUGGUUGUCACCGCCGGCGCCGGGGUGUACGGCGCGCCCAAGAGGAUGCGGAACAUGCUCAAGUUCAUGGAGAGCAUCGCCUCCGUGGACCACAGCAUCGGAGCACAUUAUUCGCGAAGAACAGAGCGCAAAUUGUGCGCAAUAUUGUUAGCUAUCCUCAUCUUCUUCUCGAUCCUGAUUGCCGACGACUUCUGUUUCUACGCAUUGCAAGCCGCAAAAUAUGGACGGCAGUGGAACGUGGUCAUCAACUACCUGGGCUUCUAUUUGCUGUGGUGCGUAGCAAUGAUCCUGGAACUGCAGUUCGCCUUCACGGCGCUGUCAGUGCGCGCACGAUUUCAGGCGGUGAACGAUGCUCUGGCGUUAACUGCGAAGAUUGUAUCCGCACCAGUGAGGAAAAUCAACGACCCACCCCCAUUGAACGUGCUGGCGAUCCGCGUGGCCUCGACGGAGCCCCGCCGCUGUGCCAGCGUCGGCCUACUGGUAGACACCCUACAUGAACAGGACCAGGGCGUUAUCAUCCGGAACACUGUAACAGGAGAACCCCGUCUGGUGGUACCGCCUUGCGAGGCGAUACGCAAACUGGCGUGUCUACACGGCGCUCUUUGCGACAUCGUGCAAGCCCUCAACCGCAGCUACGGCCUACCGCUUAUACUUAUACUCAUAUCAACGCUGCUGCACUUGAUAGUGACACCGUACUUCUUGAUCAUGGAGAUCAUUGUAUCAACGAACAGAAUACACUUCCUAGUGCUACAGUUUCUGUGGUGCGCUACGCACAUGCUACGUAUGUUCGUAGUGGUGGAGCCCUGUCAUUACACAAUAUCAGAGGGCAAAAGAACCGAGGAGCUGGUCUGUCGGCUGAUGAGGUCGGCACCGUCGAGCGGCACUCUGCCGUCGCGACUUGAGGUGUUCUCGCGGCAGCUCUUGCUGCAGUCAAUCGCCUAUUCGCCGAUGGGAAUGUGUACGUUGGAUCGCCCUCUGGUUGCAUCCGUACUUGGAGCAGUCACUACGUACUUAGUUAUUCUCAUACAGUUCCAAAGAUACGACACU